AUUCAUUUUAAUAAAUUAUAAACCUGUCAUAGUAUUGUUGUGGAAACAGCAUGGCAACCACUCACCACAAGAGCCUCUUCAUUCAGGAAGAAGUAUUUCUUGAUAUUGCAAAAAUGUACACUGCCUGUAGAUGACCGACGAUAUUUUAAUUUAGAACAAAUAGUAUAUAAAAAUAAUUUAAGAACAAUGGUGUAAAUGAAUAUUAAGAAAUAUGUCACUAUUUAAAGUUCGGGAUCUGUGGACUACUAAGUGUGGCAAGGAUGAAGUAUUCGAAUCUAGUUCACUGCUGAUUGCUGAUAUAAGAGGACAAAAUUUUGAUGACAUUAUUGUGGGCAGUCAUUCUGGUUAUUUAAGAAUAUUUAAUCCACAGUUUGAUUUAGAAGCAGAAGAAUAUGGAGCUUUUAAAGCAAUUGACCAAUUAAUAGAAAUUCAAUUGGAAGAACCAAUUUUACAAAUUGCUGUCGGGAAACUUGUUUCAGGCUCAAAAGUUAAUCACUUAGCUAUAUUACAUCCGAGAAGUGUUGCCGUAUACAAUGUCAUUACAAAAACAGGAUCAACUGAGCAUGGUGAUCAAUGCCAAAUUAAUAUUGUGUACGAGCAUCACCUGAAACGUUCAGCCUACAGUUUUCUGGUUGGUGGCUUUGGAGGAGUAGAAGGAAGAGAUUUUUUAUGUGUUCUGGGUCUUGAUGGCACUUUGAUGUUCUAUGAACAAGAGACAUUAUCGCUAACGAGACUUCUACCAAAUUUUUUGCUGCCUUCUCCUAUAGUAUAUAUCCCUCAUACGGAUUCAUUUGUGUUGUUAAACUCAAAUUGGCACAUUGAAUCAUACAGAUAUCAAAUUCUUGGUGAAGAAUCGACUGAUCGGGUAUUACCAUCAUGGUCCUAUAAUUUGGGUGAAGAUGUAAAUGACAUGCGCUUCUUGAGCUUAACUACAAAUGAAGCUGCAAUUUUUGUGCUUACAGAAAGAAAUUUUUAUUGCUUUGGGGAAACUGGAGUUCUUAAGUUUUGCAAAAGACUUCAAUACAUUCCGCUAUGCUGUCACAUUUAUUCUAGAGGAGAACCUUCUGUUAUGUCAAUGAUUGUAAGUGAUUCGAAUAACUUACUAAUAUACGAAGGCAGUAAGCUAAAGUGGGGUGCUCAACUACAUGCCACGCCUGUUGCCAUAAGCAGAGCUUCAUUGGAGAGUCUUCAGGGCUGUUUAAUUGUAUUAACUGAAGAGGGUGAAUUGGAAUGUGCUUACCUUGGCACUGAACCGACAGUAUUUGUUCCUCCACCUAUUCAGAACAGCGUUUUAUCUAAUGCUGAAUUAGAAUCAAAAUAUGCUUCUCUCCAACAUCAAAUAGCGACCUAUUCCAAGGCAAGCAAAGAAUCAUUGGGUGCACCGACUCAAAAGUCAGAAAUAAAAUUAACAACAAAAACAUGGCCUAUGUCGGAUUCUGAUACAACUUGUAGCAUUGAAAUCUACCUUACAACUGGGUCAUCUGUACAUAAUGUGAAUAUUACAAUUGAAGUUUGCAAACCUUUGGUGGCUGAGCCAGCAACACACUUCAUCCAAACUAUUAACGAUUCUGUUGAAGUAUCUACUCGAAUCAGUGUUUCAGAAGGAGAUAUAUGGGAUUUAAACUGCAACAUAGUCUGCACAUAUUUAAGUGAGGAAACAUUUGGUGUGGUGAGCACUGAUGUUGAACUACCUGCAAAAUUAGUGUUAGAGUUAGCACCUCCUUCAAGGGGACAAGAUUUCAGUCUUACAUUCACAGCUAUGCAAGUUGUCAUCUUAUCAGCAUUAUUUUCAGACUUUAGUGCUGACUCAUGGAAUACGACAAACAGCAAUGAAUAUGCUGCUGGUUUUCGCUAUAGGAAUAAUCCUUCAAUUACCUUCACGCUCACCUUGAACAGGCCAGGUUUGAAGUAUCGCCUUGAAGGUGAUUCUGUGACUUCUCUUACUCUUCCAGUAUGUAUUCUUGCAAAGAAACUGGCUUCUAAACAUCUUAAAUCAAACCAAUAUUCAUUAGGCCUUAAUGAGCUGUUCAGUGCUAUUGAUGAAAAUAUUCGACUUCGAAAUCUAAUUCGAGAAAUAGAGACUGAACUAAGACUGGGAAGUGGUCAAAUGAGAUCUGCACAACGACGACUUCUCAGUAAAAUGAGAGACAAGACACCUUGUGAUAUGAAACCAUUGAGUGCUCUUAUAGCUUACACCCAUGAUUACUUGAUGGAUGCUGCACACAGAAUGGAAGGAGCCCAGAUUGACCUUAACAAAAAUGGCCACCUUUUAGCAAAUUUAUUGAAGUUUACAUUCACCAUGAUAAGACUGACAGGGAAUGUUUUGGAAGAAGAAUUAAAGCAAGCUUAUGAAGCCGUUUGUUGCACCCAGCACAUGUCUGAGGAACAGGGAUGGGCAGAAAUCACUCAAUUUUCUUUGAGUCAUUUAUUAAAAACUAUCCUAGCAAGAUCUGUAAGAGACCAAUUCACUCCUGAUCCACAUACAGAAGUUAUAACAAAUAGUUUUCUAUUGAAGAAGAAGAUUGCAGUAGUUAUUGAUAGGCUCUUAAAAGGACAUAGACCAAGGGAGGAUAGAGCGGUUUCUCCUAUUAUGGAAGGAGAUGAUGAAGAAGGAAAGGAAAAGCCAACUGACUCUCUUUAUGAUGAAUUAGAAUCUGAAGAGAUAAGAAAUUUACUGAAAAAGUCACAGCACAAUCUUGAUCAUCUAUGAAGAAUUGAGUUGGUUGAAAUAAGAAAGCCAGAAAGUUUCUAGUCGAACACCCUUAAUCUGAUGAAAGAUAAAACAGGAAUUAUUUCCUGUCUUUGUUAAGUUCUGUUCUUGAGAUAAUGUUUUUUCAACAACAAAAAAAAAUAACGUGAUAGAAUAAAGUUUGAGAUUUAGUUAGCCAAAGAUUCAGUAGAUGAUAAAAGGAUACUUUAUAUAUGUGAUAUAAAUAUAAGAAAAGUAUAAAUUUAUAACUUUUUCUGAUAAUAGAGUAACAUAUCUUCUAUUGUUCCAUGUUUCUUUAAAACUUUUGAAUUCACUCACACAGUUAAUCUACCAACUUUGUUUUCUCCAUAGUUACUUUAUAAGCAGAAUGUAUUAUCGUUUAUCAAAAUAAAUGAAGUAUAUUAUUUUUGCUA
Messenger RNA from Nezara viridula (southern green stink bug), 3123 nucleotides. The record is from the annotation of a GenBank genome assembly. Lineage: Eukaryota; Metazoa; Arthropoda; Insecta; Hemiptera; Pentatomidae.